Molecule: messenger RNA, 534 nt
Organism: Gamsiella multidivaricata
Lineage: Eukaryota; Fungi; Mortierellomycota; Mortierellomycetes; Mortierellales; Mortierellaceae
Exons: 1
Coding region: 94-417 (107 amino acids)
Source: RefSeq, a predicted model, not a curated record
GGAAAAAAAAAAAAAAAAAAAAAACGAUAUAUCGUUAGUAUGAUACGAAGCUGACUUGCCCAAGAUAGAAAAUGUUUAGAAUUCACUCACGAUAUGGCCCUCCUGCUGACACUUGUAGCAUACUUGCGCCUUGGGCCCUUCAGGGCAAUCCCUGCUCAGAUGUCCAAAGUUAUUGCAGUUAUAGCACUUGACCCCAUUGGCCUUGCAGUCGCGCGAGUAGUGAUUAGCACCUCCGCACUUGAAGCAGACUACUUGUCUGCCAGAGACACCUCCGUUCGGGCGACCAGCUCCCAUGUUCAUUCCAAAAUUGCGGGGAGGUCCGUUAUAGCGAGGCUGGUUUCGGCAGUUCCGCGCCAUGUGUCCCUGAUUUUUUUUUUUUUUUUUUUUUUUUUUGGUUUGGAAAAGAUAGUAUCAUAGGCGGGAAGCCAGGAUUGUGGGAUCCGUUAAUUUCCUAUGUUACAGUUUAAAAAACCCUCCUUGCGAUUGCUGCUCAUUCCGUUCCUGGUUGACUUACAAACAUGCCGCAGCUGUAGC